Annulohypoxylon maeteangense is the source of this 984-nucleotide messenger RNA. RefSeq lists its product as uncharacterized. NCBI's taxonomy places the organism in Eukaryota, Fungi, Ascomycota, Sordariomycetes, Xylariales, Hypoxylaceae. The transcript has a single exon. The coding region runs from base 156 to 863 and encodes 235 amino acids. The record is from RefSeq and is a predicted model, not a curated record.
CUAUCAUUCAGGUAGAUGCCCUUCAGGAGGCGGAUCUUUUGGCUACAAAUAGUGCUCGAAGUUGAUCUCAACGGACAAACAAGAUCAGAUUCGAUAAUACCAUCACUUUUCAAUCCAUUAUACACCAAUUCGCAGCCAGACACUCCAAAUCAACCAUGCAUCUUCAACAGUACACGACCAAGGCAGUUGUUACCUCCUUGCUGGGCGCUUCUAGCUUGGUUUUCGCAAAUCCUUUUAAAGCUCGCGCGGAUACUGGCUUCUCGACCGGCUUUAGACUCAUCGCGACCGUCGUUGGCCCCACCAAGCACCUCACCGUUCCUAUUCAGGGAGCGGCACUAGAGGGGGCCCACGUCGGUGCUGGUCUUAACACGGCUGUCCUCAAUGUUACUGACCCAGGCCGAAUUUUCUACCUAAACGGUACAGCUGAAGAUGUUCGUACCGGAAAGACCAACAUAGUCACUGACGGUGGUACUCCGCUUUACCCCUACGGAAUCGGCGUCUCCCUAAACGAAACCGAUUCUAACUCACCAGUCGUGGCCUCCAUUAACGGCGGCAGCGGCACUGUAGGCGUAUCGCUAGAAACCGACAAGACGAGCCCUGCACCUGGCAUACUACACUUCGGCACCGCUAGCUUCAUGGCAUGCGACGAGUCUCUCCCGUACUAUGGUCCAUCACGGAAAUUCGCCGUCCUGAAGACGUUUGAGACGUCCCAGCAUCAUACCGCCGUGAUCCCCGAGAACUGUGUCGAGGUCAACUUGCACCCGCUUUGCGCCGCUCUCCCAGACCUACCCGCCGGCAGCCACACGAGUCACGAAUUCGCGAACAAGGUCUCUUGUUUUGAAAACCUUGCCGAUAUCAAAUAAGCUUGACUAUUGGUAUGGAUGGGUGUAACUUUCGAGUUGUUGGGAUUGGAAAAGUUAGCUGUAUAGAACGGAUGCAUUUCGUUUGUUCUGUUGGUUUCGCAUAGACGUUGGCGAGGUGAUG